UCUUUUGUUAUCAUCAGACACCACACAUUGAUGAAAGUAGCGACAGGUUUUAUAAUUUGUUUGGUCACGUGACAAAAACAUCGAUUCGUAUCCAAGGACAAGAGAUUCACAUUUUAAAAAUAAGCAUUUAAUUAUGGGUUUUAUUUAAACUGUGUAUGUUGUUUCAUUUGUUUUCCUCUCAUGUGUCAAAAUGGGAAUUGGAUCAUUAUUAACCAAUCUGAUUCUUCAACUAUGUCUUACAGCAGAGCUAGCUGAGUGUGCUCGAUACUACUACUCGAGAUAUUAUUCCAAUUAUUACUAUUACUACUAUUAUUACAAUAGUUAUUACUACUACGAUAGUUACUAUGGAUACAGCAGUUCUGGCUCAACCGCUACCAUUGUGGGAGCAGUAAUUGGAUCAAUAGUUGGCAUAGUAUUUAUUAUUGUUGUUAUAAUUGUAUGCUAUAGAAUUCGACUGGCCAAGGCCAAGAGUACUGUUGUCUUAAAAAGAACACCACCAAAGCCUACCGUUACAUACACUACUACAAUGUUAGCUAACAGACCUCAGAUAGCACCACAACAGCACCCAACACCACCACAACAACAACCAAUACCUCCACAAUCAAAUCCCUUUCAGUAUAGACCAAAUCUCCCUCCGCCGACUUACGCAUCACAAGACCCGGCAUAUCCUCCACCAGCUUAUAACUAUGGAUAUCAAUGAACAGAAUCUCGUUUAAAUAAGAAAUUGUGCAAUCAAAUCACUAUGUGAUUAUAAAUGCUAACUGUGAUAGCAAACAAUAGGCAUUAAGACUACAGAUUAUUUUAUCAUAAUUUUUAGGAUUAAUAUUGACAAUGCCAAAUUUGAAUGUUAUUUAUAUCUUUAUACAUAAAUGGAAGAAAUGUCAAAAGUUUUAUCUUGUGUUUCAUCAGAUGUUGGAACAUGAAUCUUCUGUUUGCAUCAGAUUUAAAAAUUAAUAAACGUUAUUAUUUUAGUUAA
Mytilus californianus (California mussel) is the source of this 976-nucleotide messenger RNA. RefSeq lists its product as uncharacterized. NCBI's taxonomy places the organism in Eukaryota, Metazoa, Mollusca, Bivalvia, Mytilida, Mytilidae. The coding region runs from base 191 to 700 and encodes 169 amino acids. The transcript has 4 exons. The record is from RefSeq and is a predicted model, not a curated record.